Messenger RNA from Guyanagaster necrorhizus, 1221 nucleotides. RefSeq names its product RNA-binding domain-containing protein. Gene Ontology annotation, molecular function: mRNA binding. The coding region runs from base 1 to 1221 and encodes 406 amino acids. Gene Ontology annotation, cellular component: nucleus; cytoplasm. NCBI's taxonomy places the organism in Eukaryota, Fungi, Basidiomycota, Agaricomycetes, Agaricales, Physalacriaceae. The record is from RefSeq and is a predicted model, not a curated record. The transcript has 10 exons.
AUGAAUGCGGACCAUGAGGAGGCCGUCGAAUUUGCCAAAAUCAGCAAGAGAGAAAACCGGGUCUACGUCGGCAACCUUAGUUACGACGUCAAGUACAGGGACCUGAUGGAAUUUAUGAGGGGAGCUGGUGAGGUCCUAUUCGCCGAAGUGCUCGUUACACCGACUGGAGUAUCCAAGGGCUGCGGCAUCGUCGAGUUUGCCUCUCAAGAAGACUCACAACGAUCCAUUCGGGAACUUUCGGAGAUGCCGUUGUUGGGACGACCAGUGUUUAUUCGCGAGGAUCGCGAGAACGAGGCACGAUUUGGUGCAACUCCGGUCCCCGGAAAAAUCGGUAUGGCAAUGGCUGGACAAGGUUUGAAUGCUGCACCGCCUCCACGCCCUCCGUCCCAUAAUUACUUUGGCACUCAUAACAAUCCUGGCAAUCAACUCUAUGUCGGAAAUCUUCCCUACCAAGCUGGCUGGCAGGAUCUAAAAGAUCUUUUCCGCACGGCCGGUAAUAUAGUUAGGGCAGAUAUCAAUAUUGGGGCAGAUGGUCGUCCGAAGGGAUCCGGGACUGUGGUCUUUGAGACACAGAAAGAUGCACAAAAUGCAAUCAGCAUGUACCAUGGUUUUGAUUGGUACGGGCGCGCUCUUGAAGUUAGAGAGGAUCGCUUUGCCGGAUUAUCAGGACCAGGUGGCUUCCGUGGGGGCUUACGUGGUACUCAGCGCGGCCUUCGUGGCGUGAGAGGAUUUCGCGGUGGCCUCCGUGCGGCAGGCUUCUCAGGCGGAGGUCGCGACUUCAACCGAGAUAUUUACGCUGAUUAUUCCGGUCCUGAUCAGCAGCAGGCUCAAAGCGGGGGUUUGAGGAUGGACGGGUACAACAACAGUGGAUAUAAUAAUGGUGUGGGCGGCUUCCAGGGCAACUAUGGUCCAGAGCCAGAGCCUAGUCAGCAGAUCAUGGUUCGAAACCUUCCAUGGUCUACCGCCAAUGAAGAUCUUGUCGAGCUUUUCGAGACCACGGGUCAGGUUGAGUUGGCUGAAAUCUUAACUGAUGGGACGCGCUCGAAAGGUUCCGGUGUUGUUCAGUUUGCCCAGGUUGCUGAAGCUGAGACUGCCAUCGCAAAAUUCCAGCAUUACAUGUAUGGGGGACGGCCAUUGGACGUUCGGUACAACGAUCGCUGGCACACAUUCACUCCCACUGCCGCGAAGGGUGGUCAGGUGGCUCCUAUGCAAGCGGAGUGA